Messenger RNA from Beta vulgaris subsp. vulgaris (sugar beet), 1870 nucleotides. Its product is annotated as transcription factor bHLH68. Gene Ontology annotation, molecular function: protein dimerization activity; DNA-binding transcription factor activity, RNA polymerase II-specific; RNA polymerase II cis-regulatory region sequence-specific DNA binding. Gene Ontology annotation, biological process: regulation of transcription by RNA polymerase II. Lineage: Eukaryota; Viridiplantae; Streptophyta; Magnoliopsida; Caryophyllales; Amaranthaceae. The transcript is spliced from 9 exons. Gene Ontology annotation, cellular component: nucleus. Bases 464 to 1651 code for a protein of 395 amino acids. The record is from RefSeq and is a predicted model, not a curated record.
AACUAAUUAAAAGGAGAGGUUGGAGAUAGAGUGAGAAAGUCCCUUAAAAAAAAGAUAGAGAGAGAAAGCAAGAAUACAAAAACUUUCUCUCAUUAGCCCCACACAAACACAAAUAACCAACCUUCUCACCAAGAAAAAUAAUAAUUAUUCUUUCUAAUAAGUUAAUAGUAUUACUCCUAAGAUGACAAUAUGGAAUUCUUCAACUACAUUUUGAAACAAAACUACUACUACCUCUACAAAACACCUUCAAAACAAGGAAACCUAGAUAGCUAACUAAAGUAAUUAGGAGAUUAAUUAGGAAGAGAGAAUAUAAUUAGAGAGUAUAUCCAAAGAAAGAAAGAAAAAAGGGAAUUUUUCUUCUUGUAAUAAUAAUUGUUGGUUUUUGAGCUAGGGAUAUAUAUAUGAAGAAUUGAAUUGUUGUUGUGUUUUUGUUUAGAGAAGUUAAGGUGGAAUAAAUUAAACUAUGAUGGAGGGAAACCCUAAUAAUUGGUGGAGCAUGCAUAGUAAUUUGAGGUCACCAACUUCAACAAAUGAUCAGCAUCAACAACAACAACAUGAAGGAGAAGUUGUUCCUACUAAUAAUUUUCUCAUGUCCCAAACACACCCUUCUAAUUCCCUAUUGCCUCUUCAAUUUCUACAUGGUGGAUCUUCUUCUUCUUCAUCUUCUUCUUCAUUACUUCCUUUCAUAAAUUCGGCCGAACCGCAUGCUCAAGACUUUCCUCAUUCAUGGAGCCAACUCCUUUUGGGAGGAUUGGGUAGUGAACAAGAGGAUAGGUUUAGUCCAAGUGAUCAAUAUGAAGCAACAAGAGGCAUGAAUGGUGGUGUGCAAGUUGAUGUAAAGCAAGAAUUGAGUAAUCAAAGUAACAAUAACAACAACAACAACAACAACAACAUCAAUUUGCAAUUAUAUGGAAAUCAUCAGUUUCAUGAAGAUCAACAAGAUGUAUCAGUAGGAAUUAGUAGUAGAGGAGUAGCAACAUCAUCAGCAGCUUGGACUCAUCAGAUCAUGCCAGCUUCAUUAUCCCCUAAAUCUUGUAUUACCAGCUUAAGUAGUAAUAAUAACAAUAAUAAUAAUAAUAUGUUGGACUUUUCCACCAAUAAAAGGUCACUAUUAGCUGAUCAAAGUCAUCAACAUGCAGACCAUACUACUAAUUCUGAGUGUAAUAGCACAGCUACUGGAGGUGUACCACCUAAGAAGCCUAGGCUCCAAUCUUCCUCCACUCCACCUCUCAAGGUGAGGAAGGAGAAAUUAGGAGAUAGAAUAACAUCCCUACACCAGCUGGUUUCUCCAUUUGGAAAGACUGACACAGCCUCAGUGUUGCUAGAAGCAAUUGGGUAUAUCAGAUUCCUUCAAGGUCAAAUUGAGGCCCUUAGUUCUCCUUACUUGGGAAAUAAUAAUACAUCAGCUAAGAACAACAACCAACAUUUUGUUCAUGGAGAAAGGAAUUGUCUAUUUCCUGAUGAUCCAGGACAGCUUUUAAAUGAUUCUUGUCUAAAAAGAAGAGGAGCUGCAAACCUAGAGGAUAACAUAAAAGGCGCAUUAAAGGACUUGAAAAGUAGAGGGUUAUGCUUGGUUCCCAUAUCUUGCACACAGCUUGUUGGAAGUGACAAUGGAGCAGAUUAUUGGGCACAAUCACUUGGAGGAUUUUAACCACUUAUAAAUUCUACGUAAUUAGUUAUUACUUAUAUAAAGUAAUAUCAAAACUAUAUGCUUUAAAUUAUGUAUAGCAUUUUAAUUUGUGGAAUGAUAUAUCAUCAUGAGCACUCACUCUGCUUAAAUCUAAUUGGAAGGUUGAUUGCUCUUGAUGCUAUGCAUUCCAGCCUUAGAAAAGUGCAUGGUUGUACUUGUACCAUAUAGUCCAUAUUAUAU